CACAUCGCUAUUUGUCAUUCAUGCAUGAUUAUUCCGUCUGCUUGUUAUAUUUUUUGUGCAAAACGCAGUUUUUUAUGAAUGCACAUAGUUUCUUGUGUUAAACAAUACUCCAAAAUAUAAAAAUAGUGUAACAAUUUGAUAUUUUGUGUUCGAAAAGUGUUGUGAAAGAGCCACCUUGAAGUACAGGGUGACAUAAUUUAGUCGCCCCUACUGCGUAUCAUGUAGCCGUUGUGGUUUAUUUUGCGGAUUGCUGGGUCUAUUUUCGACUCGAGAAGUUUCCUGGACAUGACACCGACAACACGAUGAGCUGGCUACGCAGCACGUCGCUGUCGCUGGCGCGGCAGCUGUCCCGCUCGCUGGACCCGCGCCACGACUACGAGCCGCACGCGUGCUACAACUCGUUCUGCAAGCAUUGGCAGCAGGCGAACGAUAUCAUUGUGAAAUCACAGCCACAACAUCUGCACGACGACGUGCUAGGUGUGGUCAACCAUCUGGAACAGCUGGCCACGCUCUUAGUGCUGGAAGCAAGAGCUAGGGAGAUCAACACAGCGACAAGCCCGGCUGCCUGUCUCGAACACUUGCUCACGGAGAACUUGCUCGACAAGUUGUACGAGUGGGCGAUAUGUACUGGCAAAUAUGAAAAUGCUGUCCGAUUGGAACAGCUCAAGCUAUUCGGAAUUCUCGUCAGCCAUUACAGUACACAGGUGAUCGCAGCGGAGCCGUUCCUCAGGCCGCUGUUGAAAUUGCUCAGCAGUUUUAGAAAUGAACUACCACCGCCCAACUUGGAAAGUCAACUAGUUAAAGUGCUGAAUCAAAUAUGCGUGGCUCUGAUGCAGAACACGAGGUUCAUAGAUCUGUUCUUCCUUACGACGCAUACGCAGAACGGAUCACAAGCUGAGUUCAUAAUAGUGCGGCUGCUGCUGUCGUCGGUGCACCGCGAGGGCGGCGCGGGCGCGGCGGCGCGCGACGCGCUGUUGCUGUGCGCCAAGAUGUCGGCGCGCUGCGCCCCGCUCGCCGACUUCAUGCUCGCCGGCAACACCUGCCCCGUGCUGGCCACCGGUCUAAGUGGCCUCUAUUCUCUACUUCCAAGAACCCUGGGCGAUAAAGUUUACCGACUGACGCCAGACGACGUGAAUCAAGUCCACAAACUAACGCUGUUCAUUGAUUCUCUCGAGUUCUGUGAUGCUGUGGCACAGGUUGCUCAUCCGUCAAUCAAAAAACAUCUACUCGACCUGCUGUACCAAGGAUUCCUAGUGCCAGUACUAGGUCCCGCAUUGUUACAGACGAAAGCGGCGCAAUUGCAGAGUGGCGCGGGCGAGCAGGCCGCCGCCAUGGCCUACCUCGAGAUGGCGCUGCGGUGCGUCACCAAGCAGGGGCUGCUUCGAGCUGUAUUGCACUUCCUGUUUGUCUAUGAAUACGACGGCGUUCGAGUUAUUGAUAUUAUGUUAAGGAGGUUGGAUGGGAAUUCACAGUUAUCACUCGUCUCUUUAUCAUUAAUGGAGACCCUCAUCGACCUAAACUGCGAAGAUGUGACCAUAGAGUUAAUAUACAAGCAUUUACUAAACGGCCAGCAUUUGGUGGCGAGCCAUAGACACAAGAUCGCCGAACCGGAGCCGUAUAGGGACGCGGCGGUCGCCUUCCUAUCUCUAACGCCUAGGUGUUGCGCAAGACCUAUAGAGAAGACGAAGCAGUGGGUAGACGAGCUAGCUCUGAGUGGGAGGAGGGUGUUGGACUUCAAGAGGGAUGAUGAGAGGCGGAUCAACGGCGUGCAUGAUGAUAUAGCAUUGAAUCAUCUGGUCCAGGAAACUAAGAUUAAUUACGGAAAUCCCAACGAAACUUUAUACGGUAAUUAUCAUGCGUACUUAUGCGACGCGCGAUUCGAAAUAGUGACGCGCGCGAUCGCCUGCAGCAAUUGGACGUCCAAAUACGAUGCAGUAACAACACCAAAACGAGAGACUAACAACAACUCAACGAAGGAAACUAAAGAAAUGGACAACCAGAACAACACUAAAGAACUAGACAGCUUGAUAUCGAUAUGCACAAGUGAAUACGAUACAUUAAAAACAAGCGACACAUCGGAGAAAGAACAACACAGUCUAACGUCUUUUACCGAAAAUGCAGACGACUCUAAAACAAAUGAUAACCAGAACAUCGAUGAAAAAGAUGUCGAUAAUUUCAUGAAUCAUACUAGUGAUGUGAAAGAGAAUGAUAAUUUAUCGAUGGGUGAGAGCAGUGACUACGAGAGUUUUAAAUACAAAAUCGAAGAAAAUGGAGAAGGUUACGCUGAGGAUUUGUUUAGGAAGAGUUUUGAGAAGCCCGAAACUGUGAGGGAGUAUGAAGUGCCUUUUAUUAGGAGCUGGAGAGCGAGCGCCGAAUCAAUAAUCGGUCCAUUACUUAGCAGUCUCCUGAAGAAAGCGGCCGCGAUAUUAGAAUCUGAAGUGCUAGUCAACUGUCGUGUUACGUGUCUCAUAUCGAGGCUUGCGUCGCUGCCCACCCCUCUUCUGACGUCGUUAUUGCUGUGUCCGGCGUUUGUGUUGCCACCGAAUGUACCUUCUCUAUUCCAAAUUCUAAGUACACUAAAGGAGGAAGUGGACGAGCUUACAGACGGGCUGGACAACGCGAAUGAACUAGUGGACAAGGCGCGCGUGUUCCUCAUACAGAGAGAGAUGGCGCUGGUGAAGUCGCGCGGCCCGACUACCGAACAAAGUCAGCCACGAGUACAGGACUCGCCGGCGUACCGCGCGGACGAGUCUCCGUUCCGACGCGUCGAGUCCAAGCGGCGCAGUCUCUCCAACAGCUUGUCCAGCAUGUUCAACAGGAGAAUGUCGUCAUCACCAUCACAACCUACUUCGCACAGUCUCCAACCGGUCUCUAGUCCACUGAAAAGACCAAUAUUCACUCAAGAAUCCUACUGGAAUCAGUCGAUAACGCUCCGGUCUAUUCUCAACGCGGUUCUGCUUGAUGAAUGGCUUAAAGAACUAGCGGCCCUGUGCGAAGAACACGCCUUAAGACUCUCAGCAGAGAACUACGAAGACGACGCGUACAUUAGCACGGUUGCGUUAUGACUGACCGCGAAAGCCAGCAACGGCUUAAAAACUAAACAAGUUGUCUAUGGACGUUGUGUGGAUACCCCAGUGUGAUAUCGAUAUCGAUAAUCUUAAAGUGAUAGCGAAGUAAAUCGAUAAAUAUCGAUAAAGCUCAGUGUUAUAUCGAUUGAAAGUUUGGAAGUUAAUAGCAAUAUUGAAGACAUCACGUAGUGGUAGAAACAUUGUCAAUGGUAUUUUCGAUAGAGCUUGUAGUGUAGUCGAUUCUUAAGAUCUUUAGAAGAAAUUGGAAGAUGGUUUCAUUCUAGUGACUUCCUCGACUCGAUAAGUUGUUUAUUGGCCUACGGCACGUAUCAAACUCUUAAAAAUACGGUAAUUUUUAUUCUACUUUGUUCUUAAAUAUAUUCUUAAUAAGAUCCAUAUUUGGAUGAAUUGUCAAUGUGUAAUAAGAAUAAUUUUAUGUAUUCUUCAUGGUCGAUAAUUAUUUUAAAUUGUGACCAUAUUUGUAAAGUAACGCCGCCUUUUUAGAAAAAAAUAUUUGAUUAAACAUGAGUGUAUAUAGUAAAUUAGGGAUCGAAAAAAGAAAUUAAAUUAAGUUACAUUUAUGGACUGUUUAUCGAUAUGUUCAUCGACUGUUGUUUGAAAGCUCAUCGAUUUUAGUUUCUAUCGAUUAUCAUAACAAAUCAAUUUCUAUACUAUAUUGAUAAAUAUUGCCCAUACUUGUCACUACCCGUGUACACUAAAGUCAAAUUAACAUUUUGUAUGAGCAAAACUUAUGUUGCAACUUGCAACUGCACUUUCAGUGUGCACCGGGCUUAAUAUCAAAGCGUGCGUAACGAACAAAUCAUGUUUACAUUAUCAACGUACGGAAAAGUACGCGUUCCUUAUUCAUAAACACUUAAGAGUCAAAUUUGAACGAUAUUGUGUUUUGUUCCAUUUUAAAACAUUACAACGUAAGAUAAAAAACGGCAUAACAUUUUUUGAGUUAAAUCUUAAAGCGUUUAUGAAUAAGGAUCCUAGACUAUAAGCCUUACAUACUUAAUAUUAGGUACUAUAUUAGCGAAACAAGUCGUUUGCAUGUAGUGGUAUGGAUUCAAACGUUCUACGCUAACCAAGUUAACUUAUUAGUCCAUGUAUUGUUUUAUACUUUAAAAAGAAAUCCAACAAAGUAUGUCGAUAUAAUUCAUACGACCGCUAAGAUAUUUAAAGUAUUGUAACAUAUUUGGACCGCACUUUACUUGCCAUGAGUUUAGUGUCUUUGGUUGCAUAAAGCUCUAGGCAAUAAGUACCAUAAUUCCAGUAAAACUCGUUUCCAAACGCAACCGGCUUGUUUCGGUAAUAUAUACGCAAUUUUAUUAGAUAGUAGCAAUUAUUUUAACGCUAUUGCCAUCAACGUAAUUAUGAACUGUGAUUUUGUGAUGUUCAAACGACCUAUUGUAUACAUUUUUGCGAUGGUAAUUAAUUUAUUGCGAUUUUUAAUUCAUGAAUGUAUACGUGUUCUAACAGUACUUUAACAUUUUUCGUGUAUUUUUUACGUUUUACUGGCAAACAUUUCUAUGUAGGUAAAGAUCUUAUUUCUAUUUUGUAAUUUCCAUGACUGUGUACAACUUGGUUUCAGUGUUUUAAUAUCUUAAUCGAUUGGCACUGUUAUCGAUAAAUAUCGAUUAAAAGACGAACUACUUCUUAGUUUUAUACUUAAUAAUUUUGCUGAUUUUUAAAAAGACAAAUUUCGACUGUUGUCUAGAAAUGUUUACAUGUAAAACGAAAUAUCACAAUUUGGACAUUACAAUUAAUUUAAUUAUUAUGUCUAGUUUGUAAUGUAGGUAACAUUUGACAUUGAUUUUAUUCUUUAACUGGCUUCCGUUAUUUUCGUGAGACGAUUAAUUUCGUGGUUUUAUUGUUUUUUAUUAACAAUGUAAUAAUUUUGAAUGAUUUUCUAUGUGUUUUAUUUUGAAUUAUAUCGAAUGUUAAUGUGAUUGUAAUGUAUUGAAAUGGAAGUAUGCUAAGAAAAGAUUUUUGAUUGGAUUUUAAAAAAUAUUUUGCUAUAAUGUAAUGAGGUUUAUUACAUAUGUAAAUUGGUCAGACGUCAUCGAUUCUAAAAUAUCGAUAAUUGCUCACAUUUAAAAAUUGAAGUGUUAAUAAUGAUUUAGUAUUUGAUAUCGAUAUGAAGGUAAUGUGUGCAGUAAGUAGCACAAUCGAUCAUUAUACAUACAAUACUUAAUGUGUAAAUGAUCCAAAUCGAUUGUAAUUACGUUCUAACUUAAAAUAUCGGUAUCAAAUAUUCAUUAAUUAACUAUAGCUCCGAAUAGGAGUGUGAUCGUGAGUAACAAAAACCACGUGUCAUAUUAGGUGUAAAUUACGGAUAACGUCCGUUUCCGUCCGAGGGAUGAAAAAUAUUUUUAUUUACAUACGUUUCGGAGUUUAUUAUAAUGUAGGGAUGUGGUCCCCGAAACGUCCGCUAGGCAUGGCGCCUUUCACGAAGAUCGUUAAAAAAAAGGUUGUGUAUUUUUAUGAAAAUAGAAUUAAUGUUAAUUGAUAGUAUCGAAAUAAAUAACAGGUAAAUUAAAUGGAAUAUUUUGGAGCAAUUUUUUGUCGAAGUGAAUUUUUGAAAAUAAUUUUUGCAUAGAAUCUUUAUAUUUUUGAUCUUCGUGGUAAAUGACUAGCGGAAGGAAUGAUGGCAUUGCUGAUACGCAAUAUCGUCCAAGUGCAAUAUGAAAAGUCUUAACCAAUUUGAAAUUAACAAUUUUGUAGUCAUCUGUAGAAGGUCGCGUACAAUACAAUAUUUACUUCCUUUUAUUACGCCAACUAACUGUUAUUUUGUUCUUAUAAUAUUUAUUAUUUGUAGUUUUAUGUUAUAAUAAAGCUUUAUUUUUAUACAUAUAAGGCGGUUUACAUUGGUAUUAUCAUGUACGCGACUUUCAAUGGAAAACAUUCGUCCUUUGCUAAACCCCUUUUUAAUAGAAACUGUAUUUAAAUAAUUCACCUCUUUUAAUACCUUGCCAAUAUUCUUGUAUACUAAUAAUUGCCAUUUGGUAUGUCUAAGAACUGUUAAAAUUUGGCACAAUGAUCUAAUGAGAAUGGAUAAGACAAUUUAUAUACUUAAAAUUGAAUUUUUAAUAAAGAAAUGAGACUAA
Manduca sexta (tobacco hornworm) is the source of this 6178-nucleotide messenger RNA. Its product is annotated as UPF0518 protein GJ17503. Bases 303 to 3065 code for a protein of 920 amino acids. NCBI's taxonomy places the organism in Eukaryota, Metazoa, Arthropoda, Insecta, Lepidoptera, Sphingidae. The record is from RefSeq and is a predicted model, not a curated record. The transcript is spliced from 16 exons.